AUGAUUCCUGGUAAUCGAAUGCUGAUGGUCAUUUUAUUAUGCCAAGUCCUACUGGGAGAGAGCAGUCAUGCUAGUCUAAUACCCGAGGAAGGGAAAAAGAAAGCGUCGGGCCUUCAGGGUCAGAGUCACCUGGGUCAGAGUCAUGAAGUGCUGCGGGACUUUGAGGCCACGCUGCUUCACAUGUUUGGGCUUCAGAGAAGGCCACGGCCCAGCAGAUCGGCCGUGGUGCCCCAAUACCUGCUGGACCUGUACCGUCUUCAGUCUGGAGAGGUGGAGGAGGCGGGAGGCCACGACGUACCUAACUUUGAGUAUCCAGAGAGGUCGACCAGCCGCGCCAACACUGUGAGAGGCUUCCAUCAUGAAGAGCACAUGGAGCAGGUGUCGUGGGAGGGGGAAGGCGACACUGCUGCACCACUGCGUUUCUUCUUCAACCUCAGUAGCAUUCCAGAAGAUGAGCUGCUCUCAACAGCAGAGCUCCGGCUUUACCGGAAGCAGAUAGACGAGGCCAGCACUGAGCGGGAACGCCUUUGGAACGAGGGACUUCACCGGAUAAACGUGUACGAGAUUCUGAAGCCCCCGCAGGCCGGGCAGCUGAUCACGCGACUGCUGGACACUCGGCUGGUGCAUCACAACACCUCGAGCUGGGAGAGUUUUGACGUGAGUCCCGCGGUGCUUCGCUGGACCCGCGACAGGCUACCCAAUCACGGGCUGGCCGUGGAGGUCCUCCACCUCAACCAGACACCCCAGCAUCAGGGCCGUCACGUCCGCAUCAGCCGAUCGCUCCACCAAACUCCCAACGAGGACUGGGACCAGCUUCGCCCUCUGCUGGUCACCUUUGGCCAUGACGGGAAGGGCCACCCGCUGACUCGGAGGACCAAACGAAGUCCUAAGCAGCGUGGUCGCAAGCGCAACCGCAACUGCCGGCGGCACGCGCUCUAUGUGGACUUCAGUGACGUGGGCUGGAACGACUGGAUAGUAGCGCCGCCGGGUUACCAGGCCUACUACUGUCAUGGGGAGUGCCCUUUUCCCCUGGCAGACCACCUGAACUCCACCAACCAUGCCAUCGUACAGACACUGGUGAACUCAGUGAACACCAAUAUUCCCAAGGCAUGCUGUGUGCCCACAGAGCUCAGUGCUAUCUCCAUGCUCUACCUUGAUGAGACUGACAGGGUGGUGUUGAAAAAUUACCAGGAGAUGGUGGUGGAAGGGUGUGGCUGUCGCUAG
Molecule: messenger RNA, 1224 nt
Organism: Chanos chanos (milkfish)
Lineage: Eukaryota; Metazoa; Chordata; Actinopteri; Gonorynchiformes; Chanidae
Gene: bmp4
Product: bone morphogenetic protein 4
Exons: 2
Coding region: 1-1224 (407 amino acids)
Cellular component (GO): extracellular region
Molecular function (GO): cytokine activity; growth factor activity
Source: RefSeq, a predicted model, not a curated record